GAGAUCGUGUUUGGGGACAUUACGGCUCGGAACAAUGAAACGGCUCCUUCAUGCAAUGUCUACAUUUCAGGGGCACCGUGUCCGCCAUUCAGCAACGCUGGCCUCCGCAAAUCUUUGGGAGACAGCAGAAGCUGUGUCUUGCUGAGCUCGGUCGACUAUGUCUUGACCCGGAAACCAAAGCUUGCAAUAUUUGAAAACGUAAGCGGCCUUGUGAAUGCAAAGAACAAACCAAUAUUCAAUGCCAUCGUGAAGGUAUUGAAAACGGCCGGUUACAAGUGCCAGGCACAGAUCAUGAACAACUGCACCCACGGUGCGAUCCCGCGCAACAGGCCGAGAUUAUACCUGGUGGCAAUGCUUGAAGAUGGAGAGAACCCCAACAAGGAGCUGCCUUGGUUUCCAGAUGCCGUGGACUGUCCCACGCUGCAGAGGUUCCUAGUGAACAAUGUGAAGCAGAACGCUCGUCUUUGCAAGUCAGCGGCCAAGAACGUCACGGAGGCGCGCCGCAUUGCCAAGAAGAAGUGGGGAAAAGACCAUGGCUUGGUGGUCGUGGAUGCUCAGGCCAGUGCAAAAUUCCGAGCAAUCAUGCAUGGCAAGGUGCCUUGCCUGACAAAGGCGCGAGGUGGCUCCAAUGGGCACUACAUCAUCUUUAAGUAUCAGGGUGAUGGCCGAUGGAUGAACUUGCAGGAGAUUGGUGGGUUGCAGGGAUGGCCGAAGUUGCACUUGGAUUACCUACAGCAGAGCCACAGUGCCUGUGUGAUUGGGAAGACGCUUGGAGAUGGUUUUUGCCUCACUUUGUGGCAGCGGCUGUUUGCAAAAGUGCUCUUGGCGGCAAACCUGAUCAAGAAGAAGGAUCAGCCACCGGACAUUUGGGUCGAUUGUCACAAGGCUCAUGGGCAUCUUCCUGACGCCAUGUACGGAGCUGACACUAAGCAUGAGAAGUUUGCUUUGUGGCAUUAA
Durusdinium trenchii is the source of this 957-nucleotide messenger RNA. Lineage: Eukaryota; Dinophyceae; Suessiales; Symbiodiniaceae. The record is from the annotation of a GenBank genome assembly.